AAUCUACCGCGCUGGUACUCCGUAGUAGUACACUGCAGCCCCUUGGCCAGAGAGUUCUUGCCCUGGUCAGUUUCAGGCCUGUCAAUAUCCAUCUUGUUUUAUUACAAACAUCCCGGUCCCUUUUCUUUCCACUUCUUCGUUUAAUCUGUAUCGUACCCACAUGCACGAUCUGGUUGCAAGCCGCCCCUUUGAUCAAUGAACGGACGACAUGCAUGGAGGCCACCUUUUAUGACCACAUCGGCCAAUUGUCUCGUCUAGAUUGCGUCCCAUGGGUUAUUUCUUCCAGGCUUGUCCCUGUCCCUUCCCGCAUCCAGAUGAAGAAGACUGUAAUCCUUCUUCCCUGCUGCAUUGCUGGCAGGCAGUGACCCCUUCACCUUCCCAAGAAUCCGUCCGUUCGUACCCAUUUUACUCCCCUCCCCUCCGCUGCCUUGACCGGCUCCUCGGUGAAGGGCAGGGUGUGCUUGUCUUCUGCUGGAUGUGAAGAAAAUCAAGGACGAGUAAGAGCGAGAAACACAUACCUUACAACCCUUAUCCCGGCCUGGCCCCGUGUACCUACCUGAGUUGCUCUGCAUUUCUUCUUCAUCAUGUGUGUCGGUUAAUGCCUGAUCAUUACUCCGCAACCUUUUCUCAAACCUGCCUUGGACUGUGCAGCUCUCUUGCACAGAGGAUCUGAGGAUUCUCAAGGUGAACCCGCCAAGGUUGCUCACCCACACCAACAUCCGACCGGUCUGUACAACAAGACAAUAUGGAAGGUUAUCUCACUGUCCCGCCCGACAGGGGAACAAUCCUGGGACGGGCGCUGUGGAAGGCCCGUUAUAUAGUUCUUGGGGGCGCUCAGCGGGAGGUCAAGCCAGAGGACUCGCCCUCACAAUCCCAAUCGAGCGCGCGCGGCAGGGAGGGCCGGGGAUCUUCACGGAGCCAGAGUAAUAUUUCGUUUGAUGGCAACACCUACCUUUCUAUAUACAAGGCGUCGGAUGACCGAGAGCCUAUGCAACAAUAUGCCGUCAGCACCAUCGCCCAAUGCCAGGUUCAGAUGGCCGCGCAUCGCAAGCAAGGCCCAGUGUUGCCGACCCUCAUCAUCACGAUUGUCCCUGAUCCAGCAACAGACAAGCUUCGCAAGCGUCGGUCGAGCCGGGCAGCAGGUCUCGUUGCCGCGAGCCGAGAGUCCGGCCCGAUGCAGCUGUGGUUUCGAGCCGAAGAGGUUAACCGCGAUGGACAGACCCUUCACGACUGGGCAAGGGCUAUACAAGCCAUGAUCCAACCGAAUAUGCCUGAAAUAACCCCGAUGAGCCCGAUGUCUCCGGCUUCCAACAGCUUCAACAGCCCAUUCGCACAACGACAGCCUCGCGACGCGUCCGAGUAUCACCAAAACAGGCCCCCCAGCGCCCCGAAGUCAUCGCUGCAGCACAAGUCGUCUACGACAACGGGAUCGAGCCGGGAAAGACCACUUACUUUCUCCGACACGCCGAGUUUGCGAUCCCGGCGCAGUGACAUCUCGUCACUGGCGGGCAUCAACGUGCCACCGCUAGCGCCGCACACCUAUGCUUCAGUGAUGCCAUCAGACUUGCCCUCACCUGCGACAUCUGGUGGGCAUUAUGGCGGCUUUAUAGAGGGGUGGACAACAGCGCAGGGGCGAUCUUCGACCCUGAGCUCCCCGGUGCGAAACGUACGCGACAGCAUGGGGUCCAUGCCUCCCUUUUCCCCACCAGCCACCAUAGAAUCUGGUUCACCGCCAGCCCCGCGAGAGACGAUCCUGGACAGGGCUUUCCAACUGCACUGCAUUCCGGGGUCUGACCAGCAGAUCCCAGGCGAAGAGAAGCUGAGUUCGCUUGCCCGUUUUGAAGCGUUGAUGCAACAGGCCGACGAGCAGAGGAAGGAUAGGGAACAGAGGCCACAGACAAUGAUGAGGCGGCCGGCCUCACCGCCGGAUUCCCCACCGCACUCUUUGCAACAGUCUCAUCUACGAAGUGCUUGGGACCUGGACGAUUCGUCAGACGACGACUCGGAAGCCUCGGACUCGGACUCGACUCAUGGUGACUCUGGAUACGGGAGAGAGGAAGAUGUGGAGCAGGAUCGACCAAGAAAGCGUGCGGAGUCACGAAGGACACUCGGCUACGUGUCGGGGCGACGAACGCCUCAAUCUCAGUCCCCUCGUGGCACAACGGGACCUCGGUCUCCCAUCGCCUUCAACAACGAGGCGUUGAUGGCUUUGAACAGUGGGUCCAACCUUGGUCGAGGCUCUUCCAACAGACCGGUUUUUGCUCAGAGAUCAUACAGUCAAACCCAGAUAGGCGGCCUCGACGGCUUGAGCCUAGGCGUCAGCCAACAACCCCUCGACGUGUCGCCCGGCAGGAGCAGUGUCACCUCACGCAGGACCUCGGUCCAGGAGAGCGUAGGCGGACUUAACCCGGCAGCGGCUGUGUACCGGACGACCCCGGCAGCCGAAGGGCAGAAGCGACAAUCGGCUGCGAGCAACGGCAACAAGAGGCUCAGCUUCACCGAGUUCACCAGAAGGCUGAGCAGCACCGGUAGCCUACUACUCAACGGCAACCCCAGUGGCGAGACGGACACCCAGCCCGCUGGUGCGACUCGUUCGCCAAUGCAGCCUCGUGGGCCGCCGUCCCUCUUCAAAUCACCCGAGUUCGAGAGGGAUCGUGCUGCGGACCGCAUUACCCAUGAUCAGGCCUGUAGCAGCUGGCGAAACGGCGUUGGUGUGCUCAGCGGCGAGGGUGGCUUCCUGUGAUGACAUCACGCCCAAAACGACGGGUAUCGAUGUCGCCGUGGGCUCGAUAUCCGUUGCGUUGCCAGAGCCGAAACGUUCAAGGCUCCGUCAAGUGAAUCAUCGCCCGGGGGGCUCCCGAUCCGACCACCUAAGGCCAGGCAUACAACGUGCCAGCAUAUGGCCUGCGCCACCACCAGGGGACAUGACGCAUCCCGGCUGACUGCUCGACUCCAGGUCGUGCUUCAUUUCUUUCACGCGGAACUUACCAAUCAUUGUAAUGCUUGUCUUCACCUUUUGUUUUCCAAUCAGAGACUCAUUCAUGACUGUCAUGACCCCAUAUCCAAUCAUCUUUCUCGUCACGGCCGGAGCUUUGUGGUGCAAGAACACACAAUCACAUUCAAAACAUUAUAAGCCAUGGCGUUCGAAAUGCUUUCCCACACCGAUAUCCCGAGCCGGCCUGCAACUGUCAUUUCAAAACCACAAAAAUAACCUUCCCCGCACCCCUACUCCAUGGGCAAGACGUGGGGAAGACAGAGAGGCAUCAAAUAUACACAUUUUCUUAUUCUGCAUUGAAGAGUUCUGGGGCUGGGAGACAGAGACGCAGGAAAGGCACCAGGGGCCGGGACGUCUUGCAAGAUAGGAAGAAAAACGACACAAAACCAAAAAGCCUUUGUAUGGCGAGUAUAGGCGGGCACGUUUGCAUCUAUACACUUGUAUACACACCUAUAUAUCUGAGUAUAUAUCAUGGUUUACCUUCUUUGUAGCUAUAAUCUUCAUCUUUUCCUUCGCCUUCCAGGGCGUUGCUGGUUUAUGA
Diaporthe batatas is the source of this 3536-nucleotide messenger RNA. RefSeq lists its product as uncharacterized. The transcript has 3 exons. The record is from RefSeq and is a predicted model, not a curated record. NCBI's taxonomy places the organism in Eukaryota, Fungi, Ascomycota, Sordariomycetes, Diaporthales, Diaporthaceae. Bases 746 to 2743 code for a protein of 665 amino acids.